GUGGUUCUGCUGGGGAUUGACAUCCUUUCCGCGCUAGUGUCCCGCUUGCAAGAUCGCUUCAAGGCCCAGAUUGGCACAGUGCUGCCAAGUUUACUUGAUAGGCUGGGAGACUCUAAGGACUCAGUGAGGGAGCAGGAUCAGACCUUGCUGCUAAAAAUCAUGGAACAAGCUGCUAACCCUCAGUACGUGUGGGACAGGAUGCUGGGAGGGUUCAAACACAAGAAUUUCCGGACAAGAGAAGGGAUUUGCCUCUGCCUUAUUGCAACACUCAAUGCAUCUGGAGCUCAGAGUUUAACACUGAGUAAGAUAGUGCCACAUAUAUGUAACUUACUUGGAGAUCCAAACAGCCAGGUUCGAGAUGCAGCAAUAAACAGCCUUGUGGAAAUUUACAGACAUGUUGGUGAACGUGUAAGGGCUGAUCUCAGUAAAAAAGGAUUACCCCAAUCUCGGUUGAAUGUAAUUUUUACAAAAUUCGAUGAGGUCCAAAAAUCUGGAAACAUGAUCCAGAGUUCGGGUGAUAAAAUUUUUGACGAUGAAGACUCUGUGGAUGGGAACAGACCUUCCUCAGCUAGCUCCUCUACAUCUUCAAAGGCCCCUGCAAACUCGCGCAGAGUUGGAAUGGGGACUACCCGCAGACUUGGGUCUGCAGCUCUGGGCUCCAAGUCUUCAACAGCCAAAGAGGGAGCAGGUGCUGUGGAUGAAGAAGACUUCAUUAAGGCAUUUGAAGAUGUCCCAACGGUUCAAAUUUAUUCCAGCCGGGAUCUUGAGGAAUCCAUAAACAAAAUAAGAGAGAUACUAUCAGAUGAUAAGCACGACUGGGAACAGAGAGUUUCCGCAUUGAAAAAGAUUCGCUCCUUGCUUUUGGCUGGAGCUGCAGAAUAUGAUAACUUCUUCCAACACUUAAGACUUUUGGAUGGAGCGUUUAAAUUAUCGGCUAAAGAUCUGCGAUCUCAAGUAGUACGAGAGGCUUGUAUCACGUUGGGACAUUUGUCAUCAGUUCUGGGAAACAAGUUUGAUCAUGGGGCAGAAGCCAUCAUGCCAACAAUUUUUAAUCUAAUUCCGAAUAGUGCCAAAGUCAUGGCUACUUCUGGUGUUGUAGCAGUUAGAUUAAUCAUUCGACAUACGCAUAUCCCUCGAUUAAUACCCAUCAUAACCAGUAAUUGUACCUCCAAGUCUGUUGCAGUUAGAAGGCGCUGUUUUGAAUUUUUAGACUUGUUGUUGCAGGAGUGGCAAACACACUCCCUAGAAAGACACAUAUCGGUGUUAGCUGAAACGAUAAAGAAAGGAAUUCAUGAUGCAGACUCUGAAGCCAGAAUAGAGGCAAGAAAGUGUUACUGGGGUUUCCACAGUCACUUCAGCCGAGAGGCGGAGCAUUUGUACCACACCUUGGAGUCUUCCUACCAGAAGGCCCUGCAGUCACAUUUGAAGAACUCUGACAGCAUUGUGUCCUUGCCACAGUCGGAUCGCUCUUCCUCCAGCUCCCAGGAGAGUCUCAACCGUCCAUUAUCUGCCAAAAGAAGUCCUACUGGAAGUACUACAUCUAGAGCAUCUACAGUAAGUACAAAAUCUGUGUCAACACCAGGAUCUCUGCAGCGAUCCCGCAGUGACGUCGAUGUGAAUGCAGCAGCUAGUGCCAAGUCAAAAGUGACGUCUUCUGGAGCAUCCACCCCCUUCAGUUCUGCUGCAGCCUUGCCCCCAGGCUCAUACGCAUCACUAGAUGGUACUACCACUAAAACCGAGGGUCGGAUUCGUACAAGGAGACAGAGCUCUGGCAGUGCCACAAGUGUCACCUCAACGCCUGCUGAUACCCGAGGCCGCAGCCGGGCUAAAGUAGUUUCCCAGUCCCAGCGAUCCAGAUCAGCUAAUCCUGCUGGUGCUGGUAGCCGGUCUAGUUCUCCGGGUAAGCUGUUAGGAAGCGCCUAUGGUGGCCUGAGCAGUGGAACAUCCAGAGUCCAGCCGGUGCCAUCUUCUUCAGAGAAGCGCAGCAAGAUCCCUCGGAGCCAGGGAUGCAGUCGAGAGACGAGUCCCAGCAGAAUAGGACUAGACCGGUUUGGACUUGGACAGCCAGGCAGGAUGCCUGCUUCUGUGAAUGCUAUGCGAGUCCUGAGCACAAGCACAGAUCUGGAGGCUGCUGUGGCUGAUGCACUGCUGUUAGGAGACUCCAGGAGCAAGAAAAAGCCAGUGAGAAGAAGAUAUGAACCCUAUGGGAUGUACUCCGAUGAUGAUGCUAACAGUGAUGCAUCAAGCGCUUGCUCAGAGCGCUCCUAUGGUUCCAGGAAUGGGGGCAUUCCACACUACCUGCGACAGACUGAAGAUGUGGCUGAGGUCCUGAACCACUGUGCCAGCUCCAACUGGUCUGAAAGGAAAGAGGGGCUCAUAGGUCUUCAGAACUUACUGAAAAGCCAGCGAACACUGAGGUGA
This is a messenger RNA of Cariama cristata (Red-legged seriema), 2421 nucleotides long. Its product is annotated as CLIP-associating protein 1. The annotation marks the transcript as partial. The record is from RefSeq and is a predicted model, not a curated record. The transcript is spliced from 24 exons. Gene Ontology annotation, biological process: mitotic spindle assembly. Lineage: Eukaryota; Metazoa; Chordata; Aves; Cariamiformes; Cariamidae. Gene Ontology annotation, molecular function: microtubule binding; kinetochore binding. Gene Ontology annotation, cellular component: cytoplasmic microtubule; spindle microtubule; microtubule organizing center.